Molecule: messenger RNA, 1621 nt
Organism: Verruconis gallopava
Lineage: Eukaryota; Fungi; Ascomycota; Dothideomycetes; Venturiales; Sympoventuriaceae
Exons: 5
Coding region: 244-1437 (397 amino acids)
Biological process (GO): zinc ion import across plasma membrane
Cellular component (GO): plasma membrane
Molecular function (GO): low-affinity zinc ion transmembrane transporter activity
Source: RefSeq, a predicted model, not a curated record
CUCCACCACUGUUUCUCGUCUUGCAAAUUUGAUCCAAAAAGAGGGGCCUUGACGCCUGUGGCCAUCUCAGUACCUGCAACGACAGCAGUCUACAAAAGUCGACACAGCUCUCUCCAAGAGCUUGUUACUGCCGCACAGCCUGGUUUGUGAACCGGAUCGACGUUGUAAUACUGAAUCUGCAACACACUCGUCUCCUCCAAGUCUGGUACAGGGACGACCCCACGCCAUAUUUUAUCCGGCAGCAUGGAUCCAUCACCUGUUCUACACGUCGCAACGCUGGUGGCACGACAGGAGAAUCUGGACGAAGCAACAACCACGGUGCCUCUCAUCGGCCAACCGGGAUACUGUGGGACGGGCAAUGAGUAUGAUGGAAGACUCGGUCUGCGUAUAUCGGCAAUUUUCGUCAUAUUUGUCACCUCGCUUUGGGGCGCAUGGUUUCCGAUAUUCACAAGGAGACGGUCUUCUGGAAAGAUUUUUGACAUUCUAUUUUUUGCAGCAAAGUAUUUCGGAUCCGGAGUAAUCAUCGCUACCGCGUUUAUCCACCUUUUGGCAUCUGCCGUUUCGGCAUUGGGAGACCCGUGCUUGACGGGACCAAUCACAGAGUACAGUUGGGCGGAGGGGAUCGCCCUCAUGACUAUUUUUAUUCUCUUCUUCGCCGAGCUGAUGACGAUGCGGUAUGGCAAUUUUGGAGAUGGUCACGAUCACGGCCAUUCCCAUGGCCAUAGCCACAACCACGAGGAAGCUGCCAUUGGCACUGGUAUUGGCGUCGAAGGCAAGGAUGACGAAGCUAGGGUAAAGAAGGACCCUGAGGCUAGCAGCGCAGAAGAUGCCUCCCGGCGCCAUAUUCAUGCUCGUGGAGAAGAUCAUUUGGGCCACAGCCGCGAGCAUCGCUCAAAUGAAGACAUCGGGUCCGACUGGCAAAGCCAUGGCUUGCUUCCUGAGUCAUAUGCAGCCCAGAUGACUGCUUUGUUUAUCCUAGAGUUCGGCGUCAUAUUCCAUUCCAUCUUCAUUGGACUCACGUUGGCCGUUUCUGGGGCAGAGUUCAUUACGCUUUACAUCGUUCUGGUAUUCCACCAAACAUUCGAAGGUCUUGGUUUGGGUACCCGUCUCGCGGCAGCUCCCUGGCCAGAGUCUAAGAAAUGGACUCCGUACAUCCUUGGUGCAGCGUACGCGCUUUCUACACCAAUUGCGAUAGCUAUUGGUCUGGGUGUGCGAAUGACUUAUCCUCCCGGUGGAAGAACGGCCUUAAUUACGAACGGCGUGUUCGACAGCAUUUCCGCUGGUAUUUUGCUGUAUACGGGUCUCGUCGAAUUGAUGGCACAUGAAUUCAUGUUCAGUCCGUCAAUGCAAAAGGCUAAGAUAUCUACGCUUCUAAGCGCUUUCGUCUUGAUGUCUUUGGGUGCUGGUUUGAUGGCUUUGCUCGGAAAAUGGGCGUAAUUAAGCCACAGUGAAAAAAUUAGUCGAAAAGAUCGCCUGUACUUCUUAGAUGUGCUCAUUGGUCUUUGAUUGAGAUAGAGGCUUGUAUCCUUGAAGAUCGGUACUGGAAAAUUCAACUUUGAUAGCAUAGAUAGGUCAUGAUACCCCCACUAGGAUUAAACUUAAGGGUUUUUUGGUAUUCCGA